Molecule: messenger RNA, 2705 nt
Organism: Silurus meridionalis
Lineage: Eukaryota; Metazoa; Chordata; Actinopteri; Siluriformes; Siluridae
Gene: tfr1b
Product: transferrin receptor 1b
Exons: 19
Coding region: 16-2361 (781 amino acids)
Biological process (GO): iron ion transport; intracellular iron ion homeostasis
Cellular component (GO): external side of plasma membrane
Source: RefSeq, a predicted model, not a curated record
AUCGGUUUGGGAGGAAUGGAGUUUCCUCCUUGCUCCAGAAUGGCCGGAUGCAUCAACCAAGCGAACGUGAAGUUUGCGAACAUCUUUCGUCAGGGAAGCAGCGUGUACAGAGACCUCGCUCAGGAUCAGGACCAGGAGCAGGACCAGGAGCAGAUCGUUGAGGGUAAUGAGAUCUCAGUGGAGAUGAAGUCUUCAUCUGAUGAAGGAGAGGAAGUGGGCAGAUCUUUCAGCCAGACACAGCAGAACUCGAACAGGAAGUGGAGCAAAUUGGCAAAGAUUGCAGUCGUAAUUAUCUUUGUCUUUAUCAGCGGUUACCUUCUGGGUUAUGUGUCGCAUCGUAAGCCCCGCGCGGUCAUCGAGCAGGUUGAAGACGGCGAUGAGGAGACCGAGACUGAAGUGGAGUCUACUCCGGACCUCAGGACUCAGCCCUUUGCAAACUGGAACAGCGUGACGGACACACUGGGAAGAAAACUCACCAUUUCGUCUAUGAAAAGAACCUUAGAUGAGGUUUCCUCUCAGGACCAUCGGGCCGGUAGUGAUGAAGACCACAGGCUGGGGCAGAAAGUUUUGGAACAGUUCCAGAAUCUGGAGAUGGACCCAUGGAUGGACGUGCACUAUGUGAAGUUGCAGGUUCCGUCUGGGGUCCAAAACAAAGUGCUGAUGGGGUCGGAGGAGGUCGGAAACCCAAAGGGGUAUUUAGCCUACAGCGCAACGGGAACGAAACAGGGAAAAGUGGUGUAUGCAAACUAUGGCAGAAAAGAAGAUCUGGAGACGCUUAAGAGUUGGGGAGUAAACCUCACUGAGAACAUUGCUCUGGUGAGAACUGGAAAACUCAGCUUUGCAGAGAAGGUUGCGAAUGCGGCCCGCUUUGGUUUAGCUGCGGUUCUGAUCUAUCGGGAGUUUGGGAGUGAGAAUGAACUCAACACCGAGCUCUACGGCCAGGUUCACCUGGGAACAGGAGAUCCUUACACCCCAGGGUUUCCUUCCUUCAACCAUACGCAGUUUCCUCCUUCUAAAUCCUCUGGUCUCCCGGAGAUCCUGGCUCAGACGAUCACCGGCGAAACGGCUCGCAAGAUCUUCCAGAAGAUGGGAGGAAAGGACGCACCUGCGGAUUUCAUCGGAAUGCUGCCGGGUGUCACUAAAUACACGCUGGGAGGAGAGACGAGCGUGAGCGUGAGCGUUAACAACGUCCUCGUCGACACCAAGAUUUAUAACAUCUUUGGGGUCAUUAAGGGCUUCGUGGAUCCAGAUCGCUACGUGGUGCUCGGCGCUCAGAGAGACGCCUUCGGCCACGGAUUCGCCAAAUCCACCGUCGGAACAUCACUGCUGCUGGAGCUCGCCAGGGCCAUCAAAGACCUGGUGAGAGAUGGGUUCAGGCCGAGGCGGAGCAUCGUGUUCGCCAGCUGGAGUGGUGGUGAAUUCGGCAGCGUGGGUUCUACAGAGUGGCUCGAGGCGUAUCUCUCCUCACUGAACCUCAGAGCCUUCAGCUACAUCAGCCUGGACUCCAGCGUGACCGGUUUAAAGCGGUUCAAAGCCUCCUCCAGUCCGCUGUUACACAAACUCCUGAAGAACACAAUGGAUGAGGUGAGAAGUCCUCGCAGCUCCAUGUCCCUCUCUGAGGACUACACCGACUGGGACAAGGCCGGACUCGAGCCCAUGAAGAUGGAGGACGGUGCUUUUCCGUUCCUGGCUUUGUCUGGAAUUCCCUCCAUCUCCUUCCGCUUCGUCUCAGACAGUGAUUCUUCAGACUAUUCAGGAACACCUCUGGACACCAGAGAGCAUCUGGACAAGGCCACCGAGUCGAAGCUGGAGGACGUCUUGGUUUCUGCGGCUCAGCUGGCAGGACAGUUGGCGCUCCGUCUUGUCCACGAUCACAUCCUGAAACUGGACAUUAAUGAGUACACGCGCAUCUUCAGAAUUAACAUGGUCCGGAUCAUGAGGGAGAUCAAGCAGGUUGAAGCACUUCACUCUGAAAUGUCCGCAGUGAUGAGUAUCAGGUGGCUUUCUUCUGCAAUCGGCUCGUACUCGAGCGCCGUCUCGGCUCUGGAAAGAGAGAUUCAGAACAGCGACCUGGACGUUGCAGAAACAUGCCGCAACAUCAACGACCGCAUCAUGAGGGUGGAGCACAACCUUCUGUCUCCAUACGUCUCCCCGAGAGACGUCCCGUUCCGUCACAUCAUCUUCGGCUUUGGUGAUUACAGCAUCGGCGCUCUGCUCCAGCACUUCGCUGCCCUGAAAGAGCGCGCCCCGGGUUCCGACACAGACCUGUUCCGGAACCAAUUCGCGCUGAUCACGUGGACCCUUCAAAGCUGCGCUAACGAUCUAUCAGGAGACGUCUGGGCUCAGGACAACCUCAUUUAAUGGGUCGUCUCUCGGUGCGAAGGCCCGGUUCGGUCCAACAGCGAUGUGUUACAGUAACAACCAUUUUGAAUUUGAGCGACAUUUUAACGCUAAAAUAUUAAGAAUUAAUUUGUUUAUUAUCCCGACGUGUGCAUAAUGAUAAUUUAGUGCUGGGCAGUGCGUCACUAUUACAAUAUUGCGAUAUUCAUUCUAACAAAUACCUCAUAAUCCUGACUGUAUCAGUAGCUGCUUUCAGAACACACUGAAAUCACACACGCAUGAGCCGAGUGCAGCUGAUCUGCUCCUGCUUUUAAUCCAUUUUUAAUGGGGAAAGUUCUGGAUUAAAAAAAAAAAUAUUUAUUUAA